AUGCUUAACAUCAUUGUCGUUGGCGGAGGAAUAGCGGGCCUCUCCGCUGCCCUGGCUCUCCGCAGAGCAAACCACAUCGUUCAUGUCUACGAACGUUCGGCAUUCAACAAUGAGGUCGGAGCUGCGAUUCACGUACCGCCAAAUGCGUCCCGUACCUUGCUUGCCUGGGGCUUGGAUCCCGUGAGUGCCAAGUUCGUAACGGUCAAAUCAAGCUUCCGGGCCAAGGCAGCGACUCUGGAGAGAUUUCAUGUCGGCACGACUGAGUCUUCGGUUCUUUCAAAGUAUGGAGCCCCUUGGUUUUUCGCCCAUCGGGUCGAUCUCCAUGAGGAGCUCAAGAGGCUGGCUACCGAGACUGACGGAGCAGGUGUCCCAGUCACAGUGCAUCUCAAGUCUGAGGUUGUUGGAUACGACCCUGUAACACCCUCAAUCACUCUGGCAAACGGCCAUGUUCAGACAGCGGAUGUCGUCAUCGGCGCUGAUGGAAUCCAUACUACUGCAAUCGAGGCCGUCCUUGGAAGAUCCAACCCCCCGGUGCCAUCCAAGGACAUGUAUAACUUCUGUUAUCGGUUUCUCAUCCCGGCCGCAGAUAUUGAACAAGAUUCCCAAACACGGUUCUGGAAUGAGGACGAUGAUGGCCGGAUGAAGUUCUUCGUGGGGGACAUGAAACGACUUGUAUCCUAUCCGUGUCGCAACAAUGAGAUACACAAUUUCGUCGCCAUAUUUCACCAGGAUGAUUUAUCGAUGAUGAAGAAGGAGGAUUGGGAUGCUCCUGUGGACAAGUCGCAGCUCCUCGAGAGAUAUUCUGACGUCCACCCGGACCUCAGAGCGGUGCUUGGAAAAGCGACCGAGAUAAGGCAAUGGGCCCUCCUUUUCCGUCCCCCUAUUCCUACUUGGACCAAGGCCAAGAUGGCUUUGGCAGGCGAUGCUGCCCAUCCCAUGCUGCCACACCAAGGACAAGGUGGUGCACAAGGAAUCGAGGACGGUGUCGUACUCGGACUAGUUCUUUGUGGCGCCAAAGCCGACGACGUUGCAGAUCGACUGAAAUUAUACGAAACGAUUCGUCGGAAUCGCGCAAGCUUGAUGCAAGUCUUCAGUAAUGCAGGACAGGAUGAGCCAGAACUCAUUCAGAAGGAAGCUUCCCAAUUCAUGCCGAUUGAGAAAGUGCCCAAGGGCCCAGAAGAAUUCUUCGAUUAUAACUUUGGAUAUGAUGUGGUACAGGAUUCUCUGAAUCAUCUCAAACAGGUUGAUCCGACGUUUGAGUUGCCGUUGUCGUUCUUUCAGCAGCAGCCAGGAAGAGGCGCUUAUCCUUAG
Messenger RNA from Pseudomassariella vexata, 1311 nucleotides. Its product is annotated as salicylate hydroxylase. The record is from RefSeq and is a predicted model, not a curated record. NCBI's taxonomy places the organism in Eukaryota, Fungi, Ascomycota, Sordariomycetes, Amphisphaeriales, Pseudomassariaceae. Gene Ontology annotation, molecular function: FAD binding; monooxygenase activity. The transcript is spliced from 7 exons. The coding region runs from base 1 to 1311 and encodes 436 amino acids.